AUGGUAGAUAAUACCACUGCUGAAAGCAUCAUAAGAGAAAUGGGAACCAGCCAUAGUGCAAAAUUAAAUCAACUAGUAAAACAAAUUUGGCAGUGGUGUGAAAGCCAGAAAAUAUGGAUAACGAUGGCACACAUACCAGGGGUUGAAAACUGUCAAGCAGACUUUCAGUCUCGGUCUUUCAAUUGGGGGACUGAAUGGUGUCUUAACAAAGACAUACUUACCUUGGCAUGUAACAUGCUCAGGUUUACCCCAGACAUUGAUCUAUUUGCUUCCAGAAUCAACCAUCAAUUCAAACCCUAUGUAGCAUUUAGACCAGACCCUGAAGCAAUUGCCAUUAAUGCCUUUCACAUGACUUGGGCUCAAUUUGCUUUCUAUGCUUUCCCACCAUUUAGCGUGAUAAUGCAAGUGCUACAGAAAAUCCAAGAAGAUCAAGCCUCAGGGAUCCUAGUGAUCCCAUAUUGGCCAACACAGAUAUGGUGGCCGAAAGCAAUGAACAUGGUUGUCCAACAGCCAAUUGUUUUGCCAAAAAGCAAGGAACUAUUAUCCCUCCCCAACCAACCCAACGAGAUACACCCCAUGUAUCCAAAGCUUUGCCUGCUGAUAUGCCACUUGUCGGGGAUCAGCUCAAAAAGCAGGGAUUUUCGGAUACAGCUUCAAGAGUCAUCCAAAACUCUUGGCGAACAGGGACAAAAAAGCAAUAUGCUUGCCACAUUAAGAGAUGGAUAUGCUACUGUAGUAAAAGGGAUAUUAAUCCCAUUUGUCCUGAUGUGAGAGAUGGCAUUAAUUUUCUCGCAGAACUUCUGGACUCGGGUGUCGGGUACAGUUCCAUCAACACUGCACGAUGUGCACUUUCAUCAAUAACAAACAUGUCUGAUCAUUUUAGUUUUGGUACACACCCUCUAGUGUCCAGGUUCCUGAAAGGAGUCUUCACAGAGAGACCAAGUCUGCCGAGAUACCAAGAUAUAUGGGACAUGAAUAUUGUCUUAAAUCAUCUUAAACAGUCUAAAAUUGCCAAAGAACUGUCACUGAAAGACUUGACUCUAAAGCUUGUCAUGCUAAUGGCACUUUUGUCUGGACAGCGAUGCCAGACUCUGCAAUCAUUAAGUAUUGACAGCAUGAAACUUGGUGAUGAUGAGUGUGUUUUCCACAUCAACAAACUACUGAAAACCACGAAACCUGGUUCCAAACCACUAAAACUGUGCUUUAAGGCUUUUCCUCUGGACAAACAAUUAUGUGUCCUACAUCACCUGUUGGAAUAUAUACAACGCACAAAGGGAAUCAGGGAAAACACAAAACAGCUCCUUGUGGCUCACCAAAAACCCCACAAAGCGGUCUCAACAGAUACCAUAUCGAGGUGGAUAAAAACUGUCUUACAACAGGCAAAAAUUGACAUUUCAAUAUUUAAAGCUCAUAGCACUAGAGCUGCUGCCACAUCAGCGGCAAACCUAAAUCAGGUACCGAUAGACAUUAUCAUGGCUAGUGCUGGUUGGUCAAGUGAAAAUACCUUUGCGAAGUUCUACAAAAAGCCCAUCAUUGACCAGGACACCAAUUUUGGUGAAACUUUAUUAAACUCUGUUUAUGUUAAUGUUUAAACUAACAUACUGUUAGACUGUGGCAUAUACCACACAAAUUUCUAGUUGUUACUAC
Paramuricea clavata is the source of this 1647-nucleotide messenger RNA. The record is from the annotation of a GenBank genome assembly. NCBI's taxonomy places the organism in Eukaryota, Metazoa, Cnidaria, Anthozoa, Malacalcyonacea, Plexauridae.